AUGGCCUGUCAUCCCUCCAGCUCGGGCUCCUACACAGUGGUGAUCAUCCCACUCAGGAACAGCCUCUACAGCCUGGACGCACUGCGCUUCUACCUAUGGAUUAAGCGCCUGAAGGAUCUAGAGCGGGAGAAGGACGCUCUGUGGUCUGGGCUGGAGAUUCUAGAGAGGGCUCGAUUCUGGUACCUCCAGCGGCUGCAUGAGAACCGAACCCGGCAGGACAACAUCGAGACCAAAACGAGGCUCUGCUCCUGCAACGAAGAUUCAGCUGAGACUCGCUCCUGCCUCCUCAGGUCUCGGAUCCUGAGGGUGAACGGCUCCCUGGGUUCUGUGAUGACUGAGCCCAACGUGAUGAGCAGCAGCAACCCCUCUCUGCCUGAAACUGUGGCUGACAGUGACCUCCGGUGGCGCAACUCAGUACUGACUCAGGGCGUGAGCUACAGGAAUCGUCAGAUCUCCGUGUUGGAGCUGGAGAAAGACGCUCUCCUCGAGCAGCUGGAUGAACUGCAAGUCUACUGA
Limanda limanda (common dab) is the source of this 516-nucleotide messenger RNA. It is a transcript of the gene sapcd1, whose product is annotated as suppressor APC domain containing 1. The record is from RefSeq and is a predicted model, not a curated record. Lineage: Eukaryota; Metazoa; Chordata; Actinopteri; Pleuronectiformes; Pleuronectidae. The transcript is spliced from 4 exons. The coding region runs from base 1 to 516 and encodes 171 amino acids.